CUGGGCUCCCGUGUCUGCUCGGCAGCCGCCUCCCUCGGACCUGCCGGGCGGGACGCACCCGAGCCGAGCCGCGGGGCCCGCCCCCGCCCGGCCAUGAGCGCGGCCGCAUGAUGCGUCCCUGCCUCGGCCGCUGCAGUCGUCGCCGCCGCCGCCGCAGGCCGGGAGGAGCCGCAGCGCCGGGCGACCCCGCCCGGGCCUCGGAUCCUAUCACAUAGACAGUAUGCACCUUAAGGUCCUGAAGAAAAGGCGCAAAAUGUUCAAGUAACGUUUAGAAACCAUUUGUGAGGGUGUGUCAGGGACAUCAUGCCGUCAUCAGGACACCGGCUCCGGGAUGUUGAACACCAUCCUCUCCUGAGUGAAAAUGACAAUUACGACUCUUCGUCCUCCUCUUCCUCCGAGGCUGACGUGGCAGACAGGGUCUGGUUCAUCCGUGAUGGCUGCGGGAUGAUCUGUGCCGUCAUGACGUGGCUUCUGGUCGUCUAUGCAGACUUUGUGGUGACCUUUGUCAUGCUGCUCCCUUCCAAAGACUUCUGGUACUCUGUGGUCAACGGAGUCAUUUUUAACUGCUUAGCGGUGCUUGCCCUGUCGUCUCACCUGAGGACCAUGCUCACCGACCCCGGGGCGGUACCCAAAGGGAAUGCGACUAAAGAGUACAUGGAGAGCUUGCAGCUGAAGCCAGGAGAGGUGAUCUACAAGUGCCCCAAGUGCUGCUGCAUCAAGCCGGAGCGCGCCCACCACUGCAGUAUUUGCAAAAGAUGUAUUCGGAAAAUGGAUCAUCACUGCCCGUGGGUGAACAAUUGUGUAGGAGAAAAGAAUCAGAGAUUUUUUGUGCUCUUCACUAUGUACAUCGCGCUGUCUUCAGUCCACGCGCUGGUUCUCUGCGGACUCCAGUUUAUUUCCUGUGUCCGAGGGCAGUGGACCGAAUGCAGUGACUUUUCACCUCCAAUAACUGUAAUCCUGUUGAUCUUCCUGUGCCUUGAGGGUCUUCUGUUUUUCACUUUCACUGCAGUGAUGUUUGGCACCCAAAUCCACUCAAUAUGCAAUGAUGAAACGGAGAUCGAGAGACUGAAAAGUGAGAAGCCGACGUGGGAGCGGAGGCUGCGAUGGGAGGGGAUGAAGUCUGUCUUUGGAGGGCCCCCCUCCCUCCUCUGGAUGAAUCCCUUCGUCGGCUUCCGAUUCCGGCACCUGCAAAUGAGACCCAGAAAGGGAGGCCCGGAAUUCUCUGUGUGAAGCCUCUCCUGAUGCUGGAACUCGUUAACUGACUUUAAAUUAUUCAUCGGGGUCUGAAAGGGUAUCGACAGCUCGUCUGUGACCAGUAGGGCAAACGGAACCCACACAAACCAGUUGCUUGCAGCAAGCAGGGUUUUAUACGUUUAUAGUCACAGGUGGCAGGUUUUCCAAACGAGUAACGGGAAGAU
This is a messenger RNA of Diceros bicornis minor, 1418 nucleotides long. RefSeq names its product zinc finger DHHC-type palmitoyltransferase 7 (gene ZDHHC7). Bases 304 to 1230 code for a protein of 308 amino acids. Gene Ontology annotation, biological process: peptidyl-L-cysteine S-palmitoylation; protein targeting to membrane. The record is from RefSeq and is a predicted model, not a curated record. NCBI's taxonomy places the organism in Eukaryota, Metazoa, Chordata, Mammalia, Perissodactyla, Rhinocerotidae. The transcript has 8 exons. Gene Ontology annotation, cellular component: Golgi apparatus; endoplasmic reticulum. Gene Ontology annotation, molecular function: protein-cysteine S-palmitoyltransferase activity.